UUUAAAACUUGAUUCUUCUCCUCCGCUUGUACCAUUCUCCAUGCAAAAUGUCCCUCCACCGCCUGCUAUUUCCCUCUCCGCCGUCACAACCACCGCUUCCCCCGCCAUUCUUCUCCCCCAACCCCAACAAAAAGGUAACCCAAAUUUCUUCACAUAAAUUCACCCACGAAACUUCCACUCAAACCCCUAAUUCCAUCAAAAUCCCCUUAAAGCUCCAAUCCAGCCAAACCUCACUUUCCAAAGCCCUUGAAACCCUCACCAAACUCAAACCUUUCCUCCAAACUAAUCAUCAACCCAUCCUCCUUGGCUGGCUAUGCAGCUCCGUAUCAGUUUUUUCACUUUCCCAAAUUAUCCCCAGAAUUGGUUCCUUCUCUUCCAACUUAAUCAACACCGUUUCCAUCUCCAAAUUGCGUGACCAAUGCCUUCUUCUAGGGGUUUUGUUGUUGGUCAAGUUGGUUGCUUGUUACUGGCAACAAGCCUUCUUAUGGGAAGCUUCGUUGAGGACAGUGUAUCAGAUGAGAGUUUUCGUUUUCCAGAAAGUUUUGGAGAGAGAUUUGGAUUUUUUUGAAGGUUGCAAUGGGGUUUCUUCUGGAGAUAUUGCUUAUCGGAUUACAGCUGAAGCUUCUGAUGUCGCUGAUACUGUUUUCGCUCUCCUUAAUACUAUUGUGCCCAACACGCUGCAAUUAUUCGCAAUGGCGAUGCAGAUGUUGGUUAUCAGUCCCUCCCUCUCCUUGAGUUCAGCAAUGGUGAUUCCAUUUAUGGCUUUUGUUAUAGCUUAUCUCGGUGAAAGACUUCGUAAGAUAUCUAAGAGAUCUCAUCUGAGCAUUGCCACUCUUGCAUCUUAUCUGAAUGAGGUCCUCCCAGCCAUUUUUUUCGUGAAAGCAAAUAAUGGAGAGUUGUCUGAGCAUGCCAGAUUUCAAAGGCUUGCUUAUACAGUUUUUUCUCGACUUUUGGAAAAGAAGAAAAUGAAGGCCCUAAUCCCCCAGAUCAUACAAAUUAUUUAUUUUGGAGUUUUAUGCAUGCUUUGCGUUGGAUCCCUGGCCGUUUCACGUGGUUCUUUUGAUGGCUGUAGCAUGGUUUCUUUUGUAACAUCACUUGUUUUCUUGGUUGAGCCCAUUCAGGGUGCGGGUAAAGCAUACAAUGAGUUGAAGCAAGGAGAACCGGCCAUUGAACGGUUAUUUGAUUUGACCAAGAUGAAGUCCAAGGUCGUCGAGAAACCAGAUGCCAUCGAUUUAAGCCAUGUCAAGGGAGAGGUGAAAUUCUGUGAUAUCUCAUUUAAAUAUGCUGAUGACAUGCCACUUAUUUUGGAUGGGUUGAGCUUUACUGUAAGGGCUGGGGAGACAGUAGCACUUGUUGGACCAUCUGGAGGAGGAAAGACAACCCUUGUAAAAUUGCUUCUUCGCCUAUAUGAACCUUCAUCUGGUUCCAUACUUGUUGAUAACCACAACAUACAGAACAUCCGAUUGGAAAGUUUGAGACGACAUGUUGGUCUCGUUUCGCAAGAUACAAUGCUUUUUUCCGGGACAGUUGCUGAAAACAUUGGAUACAGGGAUCGAAUGACAAACAUUGACAUGGAGAAAGUUGAGCUUGCAGCUCGAAUUGCAAAUGCAGAUGAAUUUAUCAGCACACUUCCAGAAGGAUAUAGAAGCCAAAUUGGGCCAAGGGGCUCGCUUUUAAGUGGAGGUCAAAAGCAAAGAUUAGCUAUAGCAAGGGCAGUCUAUCAGAACUCAUCUAUUUUGGUUUUGGAUGAAGCAACUUCUGCGCUUGAUGGCAAGGCCGAGUUAUUGGUGAGGCAAGCUGUCGAGCGCUUGAUGGAAAACCAUACAGUACUGGUAAUAGCCCAUCGUUUGGAGACCAUUUUAAUGGCGGAUCGAAUAUUUGUUCUAGAAAAUAGGAAGCUGGAGGAGUUAACUCGGUCAACCUUUUUGGCUGGUCACCAUGAGAAGCUGCUGUCGUGAUUUGAGCUCAUUCAGAUUUGGGAUGGUGAGUUUGGAAUU
Messenger RNA from Hibiscus syriacus, 1997 nucleotides. Its product is annotated as ABC transporter B family member 29, chloroplastic-like. Gene Ontology annotation, molecular function: ABC-type transporter activity; ATP binding; ATP hydrolysis activity. Gene Ontology annotation, biological process: transmembrane transport. The record is from RefSeq and is a predicted model, not a curated record. The transcript has 10 exons. Lineage: Eukaryota; Viridiplantae; Streptophyta; Magnoliopsida; Malvales; Malvaceae. The coding region runs from base 48 to 1958 and encodes 636 amino acids. Gene Ontology annotation, cellular component: membrane.